Molecule: messenger RNA, 1225 nt
Organism: Cyprinus carpio (common carp)
Lineage: Eukaryota; Metazoa; Chordata; Actinopteri; Cypriniformes; Cyprinidae
Gene: cdca5
Product: cell division cycle associated 5
Source: RefSeq, a predicted model, not a curated record
UUAGCUCCACCCCCUGCUUCCGCCAUCUCCUGUUCUUACAUGGGAAGGCGGGCGAAUUUGAAAGAAGAGCAUAUUCGUUUACAUCCGAAAACAUAGAAUUUUGUGUUAUUUGUUUUAUACAAUUCAAUAAAACCGACCAUAUAACAGAUUGGACCUUCUCACUGACUAACGUUAGCAGCAGUUUGGCGUUUCUGGAUCUGUAUUGUUUUGCAAGAUGAGCAACAAAACCACACGAUUACCGUCCAGGAAAAGCCGCGAUGAAAUCAGAAAGUCAAAUGGAAAGAGUCCACCACGAAGGAGGUCCUGCAGGUUGUCGGCAAAUGAUGAAAACCUGGCCUCUAAAGUUGUGGCACCACCUGUGGCUGUGAAACGGUCAAUCACUGUUAGGAAAAUAGCACCCAGGAAAACUCAGGCCCUGUCUGACAGUAACAAGGAGAAUGUGGAAAGAUUAUCUGAAGUGCCAACAAAGCUGUCCAGAGUCUUGACAUCGUCCCCAGCUGUGGCAACAGUGCCCGAGACAGCUGUCCUCUCGCCCAUCCUGCCUCCUUCAUCUCCAUCUUCUCACCCCAAAGAAUCUGAGCAGGACCCCGUUUGGUCCCAAAAAGUGCGACGCUCCUACAGUCGCUUGAUCAUGGGGGACAAGUCCUUUGAAAGCCCCAAAUCCCAUCAUGCACCUUCCACUUCUCCCAACAACCGAGAGACCCUGUUUGGUUUUGCGAGGCUUCAGACACCAGAGGUGAUGCGUAAAGCUGAGGUAUCUAGAGUAGCUCCUCUGGGCUCUAUGUCCAUCUCGCUGGGUUCUUUCAACAUCUCCGCUGCUGAUGACAGCACGUCAAACCCACCAGAAAUUGAUCCAAACAUCCCGGGUGUGUGCCUGGUAAAGAAGACAACCAGGCGGAAGCGCGUACAACAGAUAAAGAUGUCAGAGUUGGACAUUCUUGCUGCAAAGAUGAAUGCUGAGUUUGAGGAAGCCGAAAGUUUUGAACUGUUUGUUGAAUGAAAUUUCUAAAGACGAUUUCAGGACGUUUUCAGGACGCGUCAUACUUUUCAACUUAUUACUUUUAUUAUUGUUCAUUAUGCUACUGCUCUCUCUUUUUCUUCCUGCUUGCAAAAACUUAACUAAAAGCAUGUUUUAAGUGAUCAAAAUGUUUUGUUGUUCUGAUUAUUUUUCACAAUGCCACAUUCAUCAGUAAAUCUCUAAAUUACAAUGUUAAAAAACAUGUUG